Patiria miniata (bat star) is the source of this 1156-nucleotide messenger RNA. RefSeq names its product transmembrane protein 33-like (gene tmem33). Gene Ontology annotation, biological process: membrane organization; endoplasmic reticulum tubular network organization. Bases 158 to 991 code for a protein of 277 amino acids. The record is from RefSeq and is a predicted model, not a curated record. Gene Ontology annotation, cellular component: endoplasmic reticulum; membrane. Lineage: Eukaryota; Metazoa; Echinodermata; Asteroidea; Valvatida; Asterinidae. The transcript is spliced from 8 exons.
UGAAUGAUACCAUCGGGGAAAAUACAUCAUUCCUCUGGACACCAUACCGCUAUACCAUACUGUGUUGGUGCAUUUUGUCGAUUUUUCGACCGGUCGUUCUGCAAAAAGUCACAAAGAUCAGAUUUGAACCAGCAGUUAUACAUAGCCAGUCAGCACCAUGCCAACUAUUGAGGAAGUCAGUGAUGAUGAGGCACAGGGGAGUCAGGGUACCACUCAGUCAGGGACCAGCAGCAGCAGCAACCAAUCAGAGAAUGGCGAUCAGGGUGGGGGGUUCGCUGCAGUUGGAAAUUAUCUUGCCAAUAACAAGCUAGAUUUCUGCCUGUGGAUGUCUCGGAUGGUUACAGUAAUCUGCAGCUUGUUCUAUCUUGUACCAAUCUACGGUCCUCAGUCAGCCUAUGGUUUCUACCAGCGGGCCAUCAUCUGUAACGGUCUAACCAGCGCGUUGAGGCUCCAGCAACGUCUACCCACAUUUCAGUUCAACAGGGUCUACCUGUCGCUCCUGCUUCUUGAAGACAGCUGCCAUAAUCUCUUCUUCUCUCUCAUCUUUGUCAACAGCCACCCUAUCACACUGGCGUUGGCACCCCCAUUCCUAUUCGCUCUGUUACACGCAUCCAACUUCAUCAAGAAACUCCUCAACAUAAUUGGUCCUAACUCCGUGUACCUGGUGCGUAAGAUGGUGGAUAACCUUAUCACUAGACAGAGCCAGAUACUACGCUUCAUUGCCCUGGACGAGAUCAUCCUAAUGCCCUUCCUUAUAUUCAUGGUCUUCACGGGGCGAGUGAGUUUCUUGGUACCCUUCAUGUACUUCAGAUUCUUGACGUUUCGCUAUGCAUCACGGAGGAACCCCUAUUGCAAGCAAAUAUUUCACGAGCUGCGCAUCGUGACAGAGAACUACUGCAGCAAGCCCAACACGCCUGCUUUUCUUCGUAACUUCCUGACUAAAUGCAUCGGAAUGAUCUCGCGAUUUGCUCCUCCCAUUCAGCAACAGUAAUCAGCACAUGCGUACAUGUAUGUCAUGCUCCUCUGUCACGUAGAGGUGAAAUAGCUGGAGUUGUGCUGAACCAAAUACAGUUAACCAAUCUUAAACUUCAAAAUUGGAUUAAAUGUAUUAUGUGCACUGUUAAGGUGUAGCUGUUCAGGGUGAGUAAAAAAAAAA